Molecule: messenger RNA, 1371 nt
Organism: Zasmidium cellare ATCC 36951
Lineage: Eukaryota; Fungi; Ascomycota; Dothideomycetes; Mycosphaerellales; Mycosphaerellaceae
Exons: 1
Coding region: 1-1371 (456 amino acids)
Source: RefSeq, a predicted model, not a curated record
AUGCCUCCAGCGGCCGCCGCUCUCGACUAUGCCGCCUCGAAGCCAGUCAUCCAAUCAUUCCUCAACGACAUCCGUCUGGACUACCUGGUCCAUCUGGAGCCUGGUCAGCUCAACGCCCUCUACAGUCUUCUCGACUGGAUCAAUCCCGCCGACGAGCUUCGCAACAAGACACUUCUCCUCGCCUGGAUUGCUCGGCACUUCCCUGAAUUGAAGCAUCCGGUCAAAAAGAUGGCUACGCAGACACUGUUGACACAGUCGAUGCAGAAGAAGAAGGCUUUCGUAAAGAAGGAGUGCGAAGGCCAAGAUUGGAUGCCGGACACAUCACGGUUGUCCGGCCGGAUUCGUGGUGUGAGGGAGGAUAUGCAUGAUACGUCACGGCAGUACAGCAGGAUUGGCGGUGUGAAGGAGGAUAUGCAUGAUGCUUCACGGCGGUAUGGGCAGAUUCAUGGUGGUGUGGAGGAUACGCAUGCCACUUCACGGCAGUACAGCAGGAUUCGUGGUGCAAUGGAGGAUAUGCAUGAUGCUCCACGGCAGUACGAGGAGAUUCAUGGUGCGAUGGAGGAUAUGCAUGAUGUUUCAUGGCAGCAUGGGGACAUUCAUGGUGAUGUGGAGGAUGUACGUGAUACUUCGCGGCAGUAUGGGAAGAGUCAUGCUCAUGGAGGGGAUAGGCGCGAUACGUCGUGGCAGCAUGGAAAGACGUAUGGUGAGGUGGAGGACAUGCGUUGCACUUCACGGCAGCAUGGGAAGACUUAUGGUGCAGAGGAGCAAAUGCUCGACGUCCCUAUGCAACAUGGUCAGACCCAACAGGCACCGUCGACGCCCACACGCAACUCUCGUCAGCCACCUCGUCCUCCGCAGCAUGCCCAACUUCCAACCCGCCAGUCUGCCCGCGUCUCUGGAAAGAUGGCAAGCGAGGUGCCGCAGUGGACCUCUUACGCCUGCGAUCUCAGCGAUGUCGAGAGUCUUGCCGCGUUCUCUGACGACAUUGGGUGCGCCUCCACACCUGACAAAGCCGAGCACGUUCAUCUGCAAGCCAAGUGCCAGACCCCACCUCCCUUCUUCGACCACGAGGAAGAUGGUUAUCCUGAUGCUGAUCAAAUGCCGGAGAUCAAGAACCACGAGCACCAGCAGAACAACCCCCUUGGCAAGGAUACAUCAAGUGCUUCCGCAUCUCCACAACGCAUUCCUGGGUCCCUGCAAGACGGCACUCGUCCUUUCAUCCCCAUCCUUCAGAACACCUUCUUUCCCCGUAUCUGCGAGGCUCUCCGCGUGGGUCAUGUAGAUACGGCAGUGCUGGAGACAGCUCGACUGGUGGCACUCGUGGUGCAGAUUAAAGAUGUAGCUGGGGAGGCUGACAAGCAGGCGAACUGA